AUGGCAUCAGUGCCUUCCAUUGGAUCUCUGGCCCCAAACCAGUAUUAUCGAAAAUCCGGCGUUUCUUCAGGCACCUCUCUAACUGGCUCUGAUUCUGUUCACUUCGUAGAUGAUGACAAAUCCCAGCGAGGGUUACCUGAAGUGGCAGAAUCCACCUGGUGGUUUAAAUCCUUUCUCCAGUCUGAACAGGCAGAGAAGACCAGUUUGCUUGUGGGAACAAAUAACAAUUAUCUACUCCAAUAUAAGGAAUCACAGCUCCUCGGGGAAAUGGCUGAUCCCAGGACAGAAUCAACUAAAGAGGAUACUUUGUAAAACCAAAGUAAGG
Lagenorhynchus albirostris (white-beaked dolphin) is the source of this 325-nucleotide messenger RNA. RefSeq names its product pancreatic progenitor cell differentiation and proliferation factor like (gene PPDPFL). Gene Ontology annotation, biological process: cell differentiation; multicellular organism development. NCBI's taxonomy places the organism in Eukaryota, Metazoa, Chordata, Mammalia, Artiodactyla, Delphinidae. The record is from RefSeq and is a predicted model, not a curated record.